GCCGUCUUACAAACCGAAAGUGUUUCUCAUUUGUAGGUAGUGAAAUUCGUCUUUAACAAUUGCAAGUAGUUCAGCAAAAAGCUUCUUUGAGAUAUGGGGUCGAAGACUCUUCCUCAUGUAGAUGAGAAGGUCAACACGUCACAAGAAACAUCAAGAAAGAGGUCUUAUCCCAGUAAAAAGAAAGUCCCCAAGAGAGUUCACAAGGCUGAAAGAGAGAAAAUGAAGCGUGAACAUUUGAAUGAACUCUUUCUUGGUCUUGCCGAUGCACUUGGGGUAACAGACCUUAAUGAACAGAGCAAUGGAAAAGCUUCUACAUUGAAUGAAGCUAUCAGAUUGUCGAAAUACUUGCUCGGUCAAAUCGAGUCCCUAAAAAAGGAUAAUGCAUCUCUGAUAUCUGAAACUCAUUAUGUGACUAUGGAGAAGAAUGAGGUGGUGGAGGAGAAUUUUGCUCUAAAAUCUCAAAUUGAGAAGCUUAAAGAUGAGAUAAAAGCAAGAGUAGCCCAAUCUAGAGCUGACUUGAAUGUAUCUCCUCACAUGGAACUUGAGCAACUAGAAAAGACAACAAAGUUUUCAGGAGAGAGUUUCCAAUUGUCUACCAUAGAACCUACAUUGCAACAAGGGCAUGCAGUUUUGGUUGUCCCCUUAAGUCAUGAUCACCAAAAUGCUUUAUCAGCUCAUAAUGUUGCUGAGUUGACCCCAAAAUCCACCUCCACUAUCAGUAAACCGCAUGCCAGGUAUCCCACCCCAAUGGAUUCAUGGCCAUUAGAACUGCUUGCUAAGCAACCAACUUCAAGUUAAUAAUAUGCUAAUGUGUAAGGUUACAGGAAUGGAUAUUCUCAUUUGUCUUGUUCAAAUCUUGAAGUCUAACGCAUCAAAUAUGGAAAUGUUUUGUAUAUUCUUCUUCCUCCUACAGAAAUUUGGAAUUUGGGUAAUAGAAAAGAAGUACAAAUAUUUUUUUGUGUUUUU
Cajanus cajan (pigeon pea) is the source of this 966-nucleotide messenger RNA. RefSeq names its product transcription factor bHLH47. Lineage: Eukaryota; Viridiplantae; Streptophyta; Magnoliopsida; Fabales; Fabaceae. Gene Ontology annotation, molecular function: protein dimerization activity. The record is from RefSeq and is a predicted model, not a curated record.